AGGAAACUUGCUUGUGCAACACGUUGAAGUAAGGCAGAGAAAGUCUGUUGAAAGUCCGGUGUUGUUAUCGACGUGCCGCCGGGCUGCUUGACAUUGCUUGACAUCGACAUACUUAGACGCCUGACACUAUGGGCGCCUGUGUGUAGUAGAAACUCAACUUGUUCCCGCCACCUUUCCAAGUUCGCGACAAUGGCUCCUCCAUAUGAAGUCCGCAUGUCUAGCUCUAGGGGCAUCCCGUAUUUCUUCAACACCGAGACCAAGCAAUCCACCUGGGACGCACCUCCUGAGCUUUCCCAAGCGGAGGUCGACGCCCUUCCCGGUGCGGCUCAACACCUCCGGGGUGAACCGAGGCCGUCUCAAGUUCGUGCAAGCCACUUGCUUGUAAAGCACCGGGACAGCCGACGACCCAGCAGUUGGAAAGAGGCAAAUAUCACUCGAACGAAGGAGGAGGCUAUCGAGAUUCUCCGGGGGUACCAGGCAGAAAUAGGUGGCUCCAAGGAGAAGUUUAUUGAGCUUGCGACGAAACACUCGGAUUGUUCCUCUCAUGCGAAUGGAGGAGACCUUGGCGUUUUCAAACCUGGUCAAAUGCAGAAGGCAUUUGAAGAUGCCGCCUUCUCUCUUCCAGUCGGUCAAUUCAGCGAUAUAAUCAGCACUGACAGCGGCGUCCAUAUUAUUCUGCGAACGGCUUGAUAGUAUGGAAGAUCAUGGAUUGUUAUGUAGCAGAACUCAAAGGAUAUCAAGUGUACCAUAGGACAAGUGGAUGAUCUCAUGAAUAGGCAGGUUGUGCCUCAUGGUGCAAGUCCCAACGAUCAGUAAGAUUACAGAGGACAGCCGUACAGGACAGGUGAGGUGAACCAUCGAACUCGUUAACUGACUAUAUGUUAUACGAAUGUUCUCCAGUCCAGGAUGCCAAAGUGUGUGGGUAUAUGCACAUCAGAAGAGGUCAUGAGACUUCAAACCUUCGUACUUCUUCGCGUUGACAUCCUUCUUCGUCCUAUCUGCAAUUUUGAUGUCGAAUUCCAACGAUGCCUUCGAGCCUACACGCUACACAAGAUAGUUAUUAAUUUUAGAACGCGCGCGUAGGGCCUAGGUUACCAUGCCGGCCGGUUCAUAAAAGGCAGUCGUUCUUGCGACGUUCAAUGGCCCGCCGAAAUCAGUAUCGGCAUCUGCGACGACAGGUUUGUCGUCGAUGUUCACAAUCAUCCUGGCAGUGUCUGCUAGUUCCUUUGCAGUUAUAACGCUGAGGUCGAGUUCGCCGAUGACAGAAUCCGACGCGCCGGAUCCCGCAAGGUAUAUGGCAUCGAAACCAGCAGCACUAGCGAUGUGUGCAGAGAUCCCGUCAAAUACUCUAGGACAUACGACUCAGUCCUCUGUACAAGCGACGUAGUACACCGAUAUUUCUGUGGAGAUGUGAACAUAAGCACUUCCGUUCAUAAGUUGUUGGAGAAGCUGCGGUCCGUUCCCCUUGUAUGAGACCAGGGUACUAGAGGGGUUGGACAUUAUACGUAAGACUUUUGAUUCGCGUCGUGGUAUACAACAGUCUUAGUAGAAGGGUGAAAAAAGUUGAAUUUGGGAGUGUAAUCGGACUAUAUGUACGACGUUGAUUAAGAUCCAGGAGUUAUGAUGUCAACUAUGUAGGUGCGACUUGGAGCGUGUAGCUAAUUAUAGAAUAGCUAGUAAUAUGUUGCAUCUUAUCGCGAA
Messenger RNA from Somion occarium, 1701 nucleotides. Lineage: Eukaryota; Fungi; Basidiomycota; Agaricomycetes; Polyporales; Cerrenaceae. The record is from the annotation of a GenBank genome assembly.